This is a messenger RNA of Bactrocera neohumeralis, 2398 nucleotides long. RefSeq names its product nose resistant to fluoxetine protein 6. NCBI's taxonomy places the organism in Eukaryota, Metazoa, Arthropoda, Insecta, Diptera, Tephritidae. The record is from RefSeq and is a predicted model, not a curated record. The transcript has 8 exons. Gene Ontology annotation, molecular function: acyltransferase activity, transferring groups other than amino-acyl groups. The coding region runs from base 78 to 2216 and encodes 712 amino acids.
UAUUCGUGCGAAAGGUAGGGAUUACGGUCUGAUCCUUGUACUCGGGUACGCAAUAAAGUUUAAAAUUUACAAACGAAAUGGCAGCGCGGCAUUCUUUUGCGGCGUUGUCGCUGUUAAUAGCAGUAUUUGCGCAUAACUGCUAUGCUGAAGAAUCGACAGUUUUAGCGGUUUCAGGAUCACCAUUUAAAAAUGAUCUCGCUUAUAUGUUUUAUAAAGAAGGAUCGCAAAUUGGAGCUGAAACAUUGAAUGCUACACUCAGAGCGUACGAUGACUCUAAAUGUCUGAGGGAUAUUGAUCGCAUAUCACAAGCACUUGAUGAAUAUUACGAAUGGGCUAUUGAGUUUCCCGACACUUGGGGUCGACUACCUGUUGGCUUGAUGUGGGGCCAUGCAUUAAGUUUCGGUGCCUAUGAAGAAUGUCUUGCCGCUUCUUGGCAAUUCAGUGAAGAUGAUGUAUUGCGCGGUCAGUACUGCCUAGCACGAGUACCAAUCAAAAAAUAUAUGGAUGAGAUUAAGCCACGUGAAUCGACGGUUCAAGCAAGAAUCAGUUACAAAUACCAAAAACCCGAAGUAUUCGAACUGGGUAUUUGUAUACCAAGUUCAUGUUCAGCUGAACUGGGUAACCAAAUAUUGACUGGAGUAAUGAAUAAAUACUACGAUGCUGGAAUUACUUCAACUAUGAUCGCCGAAAAAUACUGUAAAUAUGAACAACCUGUGAAGCUACGUGGUAUCGACAUUUUUGCUAUUGUCUUCUUCAGCUUCAUUGUUUUCUGCAUGUUAGCCAGCAGUGUUUACGAUUACAUUAAAACGAAAAAUAAUGAACCGAAAAAGCCACUUUUCAUUGCUUUCUCUGUACUCACUAAUGCUCCAAAGAUUUUUACUGUCAAAAAGAGCAACAAUCCUAAUGUCAUUCAAUGCCUCAACGGUUUGCGUUGUUUCUCAAUGAUGUGGGUUGUAUUUGGUCAUGGUUACAUGACUUUCUACGAGCUACCUCAUAUUAACAAAGAUAAAGUCUAUACCUGGAUCGAAACUCCAUAUUCCAUGCUAGUCCAGAAUGCUACACUCUGUGUGGAUACAUUCUUUUUCAUGUCGGGUUUAUUGAUGUUGUGGGGCGCCUUCCGUGAAAUGGAACGCACUAAAGGAAAACUGAACCUAGGUAUGAUGUAUUUCCAUCGUUAUAUACGUUUGACUCCAGUCGUAGCUGUUGUUAUUCUCUACAUUAUGUCGCUUUACAAAUACUCGGGUCAUGGCCCUAUGUGGAUGAAGAUCGGAACUCAAGAUGAGCGUUGUUCGGACACAUGGUGGGCAACUCUGUUGUAUGUACAGAAUUAUGCCUUCCCUAAGAAGAUUUGCAUCAGUCAGUCUUGGUACUUGGCUGUCGAUACACAGCUCUACGUGCUUUCACCACUAAUCCUUAUUCCACUUUGGAAAUGGGGCAAAAAGGCGCUCGCUCCAAUCAUUCUUUUAGGUGUUCUUUGUAUGGCCGGCACUUUCGCUACCUUCAUGGUUUGGAAAUUCACUCUCUUCCGUGUGGAUGAUGAUCAUGUUGAUGAUCGCCAACGUUGGACUUAUUAUCCGACGCACACCCGUGUACCCACUUGGUUGAUUGGUGUCAUCUUUGGUUACUUCUUGUAUACCAAGAAUCGUGGCAGGCAAAUUCCAUUGGCUAAAAAAUGGGUCAUUACCGGUUGGGUGUUGGCAUUUGGUGUUAUGUUGACCGAUAUGUGGGGACCUUAUUGGCGUAUCCUACCCGAGAAUCCCAGUGCACCAAUUAUUGAAGGUGCAUUCUACGAACCAUUAAGUCGUGCUUCUUGGGCCAUCGCUAUCGGCUGGAUUGUGUGGGCCUGCUACAAUGGUCAUGGUGGAAUCAUCAAUGAUUUCCUUUCAUGGGGCUUCUUCACUGGCUUCAGCCGUCUCACAUACUGUAUGUAUGUAAUCCACAGAAUUGUUCAACUGGUGAAUGGUGGCCGUAUUCAAACCGAUACCCACUUUGGCGAUUACGAAAUGGUUCUUCGCUGGUGGCAUGAUUUCGGCAUUUCUCUAACUCUUUCCAUAUUCGCCACAUUGGCUUUCGAGGCACCUAUUUUGGGAAUUGAGAAGGCAAUUUUUGGACAUGGUGAAAGUAAACCAGCACCUAAAAAAAUAGAACCAACAUCUGCUCCUACUACCGCUGAGAAGACUGACACUGAAGUGACAGUAGAAGUGGCCAAAGCUUAAGAACGACCAGCAUAUUAUGGUCUCUACUCGAGUAUUCUGAUAAGUUCAGGAUAGAUAUUAGCCAAAGAACCAUUAAAAUUAAAUUCAUUUAACGAAAACAAGAAAUCGUAUUAUAUACGUUUUAUAAUGUUAAAGAAAACUAAAUAAAUUGUAUAUACUUAACAAUAUUAUUAUGGAAUCAA